AUGGAUGCCCCUCAUCCCGCAGAGCAACAGAGUCUGGAGUUUGGCAAUCUGGUAGACGAAGAACAAUACAACAAUCUCAACCACCUUGACGUGAGAAUUUUCACGGACGGGAGCAAGAUUGAGGGCCGAGUCGGGGCCGCUUUAUCCAUUUGGGAUGGUGAGGUCGAGAUAAGGUCCCUCAAGCUUGCUCUCGCACCCUACUGUACCGUCUAUCAGGCCGAACUCCUGGCUCUGAGCUAUGCGGUUAAGGAAGCCCAGCUCCGAAACGGGUCUACUUUUGGGGUCUUUAGCGACAGCAAAGCGGCACUCCUCACAGUCAUAAAUCACGGUUCCCUCCAUCCACUAGCCGUAGACAUAAGAAAAAUGUUAAAACAAUGCGCACUGCAAAAUAAGACCGUUGCCUUAUACUGGAUUAAGGCACACGUGGGAUUGGAGGGAAACGAGCGAGCAGAUCAACUCGCUAAGGAAGCCGCUCUGCUGUCGAAAAAGAGCCCAAAUUACGACCUGUGCCCCGUUUCAUACGUCAAGCGAAUCAUCCGGAGUGGUUCGCUUGACGAAUGGAACAGGCGAUAUCGGGAUAGCGACAGAGCAUCAGUCACUAAAAUGUUUUUUCCGGAUGCAGUAGCGGCGUACAGCACUGUAAGAAAGAUGAGGAUAACUGGGCACAUUACCCAGUUCACUACGGGGCACGGAGGGUUCUCCGAAUACUUGGCUAGGUUCAAGUGUAAGGGGGACCCCUCGUGUGCCUGUGAACCUGGCAUGCCAGAAACGGUUGAACACCUGCUGACCAGUUGUCCCAUUUUUGGGAAGCAGAGGUUUGAGCUUGAAAAUAAAAUAAACAAAAUCGUAAAUAAGGAAAAUUUGUGUAAAUUGAUUGUUGAAAAGUAUACUAAGGAAUUGUUUAUAGAUUAUGCUGUACAAAUAGUAAAAGUAGUGAAUAAGAAAAACAAAGAAUGA
Messenger RNA from Bombyx mori (domestic silkworm), 957 nucleotides. RefSeq lists its product as uncharacterized. The transcript has a single exon. The record is from RefSeq and is a predicted model, not a curated record. Lineage: Eukaryota; Metazoa; Arthropoda; Insecta; Lepidoptera; Bombycidae. Gene Ontology annotation, biological process: DNA replication, removal of RNA primer. Bases 1 to 957 code for a protein of 318 amino acids. Gene Ontology annotation, molecular function: RNA-DNA hybrid ribonuclease activity; nucleic acid binding.